Dictyostelium purpureum is the source of this 723-nucleotide messenger RNA. RefSeq lists its product as uncharacterized. Gene Ontology annotation, cellular component: THO complex part of transcription export complex. The record is from RefSeq and is a predicted model, not a curated record. NCBI's taxonomy places the organism in Eukaryota, Evosea, Eumycetozoa, Dictyosteliales, Dictyosteliaceae. The transcript is spliced from 3 exons. Gene Ontology annotation, biological process: mRNA processing. Bases 1 to 723 code for a protein of 240 amino acids.
AUGGAAGAAGAUGAUGAAGGUGUUUUAAGAAAUAGAUUAAUUUAUAAAGAUAUUAUAAUUAAAAAAAUCUUUAAAAAGUAUUUACAAUUGGUAAGUUUAUUAAACUCACCAACAUCAGCAACAUCCCCACAAAUUCAACAAACUUAUACACAAUUAUUAAAUGAAUUUUCAUUAUUUGAAUUAAGUAUUCAAAAAGCUCAAACUAUUUCAGAAACUUGUAGAGAAGAAUCAAACUAUUAUGAACAAUUAUGUAAACAAAGAGAGAUUGAAAUUGAAAAUGAAAAAAAAGAAAUAAUAAAACUUAAAGAAACUUUGGAUCAUGAAAAGAAACAUAGGCAAUAUAAAGAACAAUAUUUAGCACUCUAUAAAGUAAUUAAUGAAAAACCUUCGAUUGAACAAACUGAAAAAGAAAUUCAAAAGUCUCAAAAAGAAUUAAAUGAUUUAUCCGACCAAACAAAUAAAACAACAUCGAAAUUAGAAUUAAGAACCAAACAAUUUCAAUUACUUUUACAUACAUUAAGCGAAUUGGAAAAGAAUUUAGAUGAUGAUUUCAUUGACAAUAACAACCAAAAUAGCAAUAAUAAUGAUAACAAUGCCAUGGCCACAACCAAUAGCGAUGAUAUUACAAAUGAUAAUGCAAAUGAUAAUAAUGAUGUAGACGAAGUAAUGAAGGAAGGUGAAGAAGAUGAUGAAGAUGAUGAUAUUACCGAAAAGGAAAGAUAA